UGUACUGUAGCGCUAUACACACAAGUCGCAAUGAGUUACAGUCCAGGUUAUCGUGAAAAUUGGAUGGAACGUUUGACUGCUCAAGUCCCUGAGUUUUCAAGCCGCCCGCUCACCUCUAUUGCUUUUCCUGGAUCACACGACUCUGGUACAUCAACCAUAAGUAGCCAGUCAUCACUGCUGCGUGACAGUCCCAUGGCGUAUCGCUUCCUAGCCAACAUCCCCGUGAUUGGCUCAUGUUGUGUCAAGCCCGUCAUUGCGAGGUGGGCGCGGUCACAAGACCUAAGUGUGGCGGAGCAAAUGGAAAACGGCAUUAGAUACUUUGAUUUUCGUGUUGCUCGGGGAGAUGCCAGCAAUGGACUACCAGACAAAAACUUGUGCUUGUGUCAUACACUGAGAGGUGAUCCUCUUGCUCCAGCCUUGGAAGCAGUUGCCCAGUUUGUAGAGAAACAUCCAAAUGAGAUUAUAUUUCUCGAUUUUAAAGAAUUUCAUGACUGGGAACAGGACAGUGACAAUAGUUUAAUUGAUUUGAUUAAAGAAACUGUUGGUCCUUUUCUCUAUCCAUAUGAUGCAUCGAAACCAAUCUCUGUGACACCAACUAGCAUGAGGGAGGCAAAAAAGACGAUAAUUCUAAGGUACCUCAAACAGUCUGUAACAGACGUGUACAAGGACUUCUGGCCUGAGAACUCUAUUGUGAGUCCAUGGAUAGAUACAGCAAGCCCACAUACACUUGUGACGUCGCUUUGUGACAAUUUGAAAGCUGGCCACACAAAGAACAGUUUUUAUGUGUCACAAUGUAUUUUAACACCAGUAGCCUCAACAGUUUUGAAAUCUGUUUGCUGCUGCUGUAGCCCGUGUUGUCAUGGACCAAGAAAUCUGCAAGAACUGGCACAAGAAGCAAGAGAACCUAUUCUUGAAUGGUUAAUAAAAAAUGAUACAGCUAGGCAAGAUAUCAACGUAGCUAUAUCUGACUUUGUUGAUGCGGACAAGUUUGCUUUCAUUGAUGCCAUAAUUGGAUUGAAUAUUUCUCGUUCCUGAUUCACAAGUAUUGUUUUGAGGAAGUUGUCAAUUCUCGCUUAUCAGUGGUUAUUUAGUGAUUGAAGUGAAGAAAUGUGAUUUUGUAGAUUUGGUUUAUGUCAGAUUUGUGUGUAUUGGCUUGAUUGUAGUAAUAGCAUUAUAUGCAUGCAUAUUCUGGUAGGUAUUAAUCACCAAGUUUGUUGACUAUUUUUGAUUUGCAAUCGAUACUGCUAGCAAUGUAUUAGAGCCAUUCAUAAUAAAACAAAAUUUUUCUCUUG
Messenger RNA from Corticium candelabrum, 1292 nucleotides. Its product is annotated as PI-PLC X domain-containing protein 3-like. Gene Ontology annotation, molecular function: phosphoric diester hydrolase activity. The record is from RefSeq and is a predicted model, not a curated record. Lineage: Eukaryota; Metazoa; Porifera; Homoscleromorpha; Homosclerophorida; Plakinidae. The coding region runs from base 31 to 1035 and encodes 334 amino acids. Gene Ontology annotation, biological process: lipid metabolic process. The transcript is spliced from 3 exons.